AUGGCGGAUGUCGAGUUGAACGUCGACAACCUGAUACAAAGAUUGUUGGAAGUAUACCACACGCAGAAAGACCAGGUUCAGAAGAAAGCCAAGCUAAAAGAUAUUUUCUCGUCGGAUUUUGUCGUCCGAGGAUGCCGGCCAGGAAAGACCGUCUUAAUGUCGGAGGGCGAGGUGCGCGGCCUUUGCCUCAAGUCGCGGGAGAUUUUCCUUCAGCAGCCGAUCCUGCUCGAGUUGGAGGCGCCACUUAAGAUCUGCGGCGAUAUUCACGGCCAAUACACCGACUUGUUACGACUGUUCGAAUAUGGCGGUUUCCCGCCAGAGGCGAACUAUUUGUUCCUUGGCGACUAUGUAGACAGGGGCAAGCAAUCGUUAGAAACGAUAUGCUUGUUGCUCGCCUAUAAGAUUAAAUAUCCAGAGAACUUCUUCCUAUUGCGGGGCAAUCACGAGUGUGCGAGCAUAAACAGGAUAUAUGGCUUCUACGACGAGUGCAAGAGACGGUACAAUAUUAAACUAUGGAAGACGUUCACCGAUUGCUUCAACUGUCUACCAAUCGCCGCUAUUAUCGACGAAAAGAUAUUUUGCUGUCAUGGUGGACUCAGUCCUGACCUUCAGAAUAUGGAACAAAUCAAAAGAAUUAUGCGACCGACAGAUGUACCUGAUACUGGCCUUCUCUGUGACUUGUUGUGGUCUGAUCCGGACAAAGAAGUGCAGGGGUGGGGUGAAAAUGAUAGAGGUGUAUCUUUCACAUUUGGCCCGGAUGUGGUGUCGAAGUUUUUAAAUCGCCAUGAUAUGGAUUUAAUAUGUAGAGCACAUCAAGUAGUCGAAGAUGGCUACGAAUUCUUUGCGAAACGACAGUUGGUUACCCUGUUUUCCGCUCCAAAUUAUUGCGGAGAAUUUGACAAUGCUGGAGGAAUGAUGAGCGUCGACGAAACUCUAAUGUGCAGUUUUCAGAUUUUAAAACCAUCAGAGAAGAAAGCUAAAUACCAGUACUUAAGUUUGAACACGGGUCAAGCAACGAGACCAUCUACACCACAAAGGAAUCCAACCAAAAAGAAAUGACAGCCUUGUACUCGGUUUUUCCUUCAGUUAAGGAAGCUCGUCGACAAGGCGACAAAAUUUUUAUUAAGGCGCGAACAUUAAGAGCAUAACAUUGUACGAUAUGUUCUAUCACUAACUAGCGGUUAUGCCAAACAGAUGAAAAGAAAACAAAACAAAAAAAAAAAAGAAAAAAAAAGAAAAGAACGGGUGAGACACGUAGUGGUGUUUGAUUGUCGGGAAUUAUUUGUGAUCGUUAAAGACUUUUAAAAAAGGCAGUUUUAAUUCUUUUCUCCGAGUAUGAUUUAAAUCUAGCAUUUUAAGUAAUUAUUAUUAUGUUGACUGAUUAGUGAUUUAAAAGUAAUCGUGUAUCGGUAGAACUCGCCCGAGUGUGCUUGUUAUGAAAAGUUCAAAAAGCAACAAAAACAAGAAAAAAGUUCUGACUUCGCUAAUGCUUUUUCGUGAGUAUUACUUUUCAUGUUUUGGCAUGAAGACGUUAAAAGGAAAGCAUGUAAAAUUUCUUUCUUUCCUGUCGUAUAAUUUAAUCAGAGAUAAAUAAUGUAGUAAUUAAAAGUGACAUUUUUUUUUUCAUUCAGUUUAAAUCAACGAUCACUUCCGUGUUCUCUGGAAAAUUAUUUACAUAAUAUAUCUUCCAGAUGUGAGUGAUCCUUUUAUUGCCAUUAGCGUUUAAAAAGAAUUUCGACAUUCUCAUUUCGACUAUUUAUUGCUUCCAUGUUAAAUGUUCAGUGUAAUUAUUAGACAUUGCUGAGUAUUCUUAAUAUUCCUCUUACUAUUAUUGCCAUUGCUUUACAGCUGAUUUGAUUAUUGUUUAAUGAAACGCGUUUAUCAUGUACAUAG
Molecule: messenger RNA, 1893 nt
Organism: Eufriesea mexicana
Lineage: Eukaryota; Metazoa; Arthropoda; Insecta; Hymenoptera; Apidae
Product: serine/threonine-protein phosphatase PP1-beta catalytic subunit
Exons: 6
Coding region: 1-1059 (352 amino acids)
Cellular component (GO): cytoplasm; nucleus
Molecular function (GO): protein serine/threonine phosphatase activity
Source: RefSeq, a predicted model, not a curated record